Messenger RNA from Monoraphidium neglectum, 702 nucleotides. RefSeq lists its product as hypothetical. Gene Ontology annotation, molecular function: protein binding. The transcript is spliced from 3 exons. Bases 1 to 702 code for a protein of 233 amino acids. NCBI's taxonomy places the organism in Eukaryota, Viridiplantae, Chlorophyta, Chlorophyceae, Sphaeropleales, Selenastraceae. The record is from RefSeq and is a predicted model, not a curated record.
AUGGAGCUGCGGCCUAUUUCACAGGGGGAGGCCCCCUUGCUGCGCAUGCAGCCCGGACAGACGCUGACCCUCGGCCGCAACCGCGAGAGCCGCAUUACGGACGAGCACGUCUCGCGGCGGCAUGCUGAGGUCGCAUGCUGCAUUGGGCCGGACGGGCGGCCCCAGCUGAGGGUCAGCCCCGUCAAAAAACUCUACGCAGUGCGCGCGGCGGCCGUGGCGGCCAGUAGCUCUUGGCAGCAACAGGAGCAGCAGGAGCAGGAGCAGGAGCAGGAGCAGCAGCAGCAGCAGCAGCAGCAGCAGCACCAACACCAGCGGCGGCAGCAGGCGCGGCUGGAGCCCGGCACAACGCACGAGUUAGCCCCAGGGGACGAGAUUUACCUGUGCAAGGACCCCCAAGCUGCCGGGCAGCUGCGCAUCGGCUUCCGCCUGGCCGCCGCGCCCACCUCAACCCUGACCGAAGCCGCAGCAGCCACUGCCAAGCGGGGCGGCAGCAGCAAGGCGCGCCUCGAGGGCAACGCCGGCGGCGAGCGCGCGCCCGCGGCGGCCGGCGCUGGCGCGAGGAGGGCGGCCGCGGGCGCGGGCACGGGCGCCGGGCGAGGGGCGUCGGCAUCGCCAGCCAAGGGCACGCUCGCCGGCAGCCCCGCCAAGCAGCAGGCCCAGCAGACACAGGAGCGGCGACCCAGCGGCGCCGCCGAUAUUUAG